UCUAAACGAUCUUUUAUUAAAAAUGAAGUCAUUUCAAACUUACUAUCUACUUACUAUACUCUUCCUGUCAUUAACAGGGACAUCAAUUGCAGCCCCAAAGUAUGCCAAGACAGGGUGCAAAGACAUGUGCGGGAACGUGAGGAUUCCAUACCCUUUUGGAAUCGGUGCAAGUUGUUCCAUUAAUAAAUGGUACUCAAUUGAUUGCAACUCAUCGACGCCAUAUCUAUCUGCACUCAACCACCUUCAAGUCGUUGGUGUUGACUUGGGAAAUCAAACUGUCACUGUUGCUACGCCAACAACGAUAUUCUCUGAUUGCCAAAAUCCAGUUCUGAAUAUCAGUCAGAACAACAGCAUCAAUCUUGAUGGAAGCCCAUUUCUCUAUUCUAGAUCACACAAUAAAUUUAUUGUUGAGGGUUGCGGUAAUGCUGUAAUUUCGGAUCAUGGGAGCGCACUCAGCGGGUGUUCCACAAGUUGUUUAAAUGGCAGUAUCAUUAGUGACAAAAGCAACUGCCUUGGAGUCAGUUGUUGUCAAACGACAAUUCCAUAUUAUCUGAAGUCGUACGAUAUGAAUCUAACGUUGUUAGAUGGAAAGGGCGGUGUUGGAAGUUGUGGGUUUGCCUUCUUGGUGGAUAAGAAUUCAUAUGAUCAAAGAAGGUUUUCUGGCCCAUUAUUUGUCAGGAAUAACUCUUUUAUUCCGGUAUCGCUUCUGUGGACUCUGUCAGACAUCGACUACGAUCAAGUAAGUUGUUGUGGUUUCAAAGUGAGAAUCAAAGCUGACAUGUGUAACGGUACUGUAUUGAAUACUUGGAAAUGUUCCUCUAGUCGGCCUGUCGAAGGAAACAAUUAUUUAGAACAUGGAUGUGUUGAGACGGAAGAGUGUACAAGGUGCAAGGAUAGCCGAGGUUACUGUACCUAUGGCGAAAUUUAUGACAUUGAUGGGUUGCUUAGAGAAUGGAACUUCACUUGUGAUCCAAUUUAUGAUUAUAAUUCCAAUUCCAAUUCCAAUUUAGAAUGGGUUGGGUAUUCAAUAUUUAUAGGUGUUUUCCUAACCUCGGGAUCAGGUUUUAUAGCUAUCAUCUAUGUAUCAUACAGACUAAUCAAGAAAAGAAUAACCAGAAGACGGAGAAAGAGUGUUUUUAAACGUAUUAAUGGUCGUUUACUUUUGAAGCAACAAGAAGAGGUUGACCCGUCUUUAGUUGAUAAAACCAUACUUUUCACAUCACGUCAGUUGGAGAGGGCUACAGAUCACUUUAACGAGAAUAGAAUUCUUGGCCGAGGAGGUCAAGGUACAGUCUACAAAGGUAUGUUAGUUGAUGGCAGAAUUGUGGCAGUCAAGAAAUCAAAGGUGCUUGAUGAAAGCCAAUUAGAGCAGUUCAUCAAUGAAGUGGUGAUUCUCUCACAAGUCAAUCAUAGAAACGUGGUCAAACUACUAGGAUGCUGCUUAGAGACAGAGGUUCCUCUGCUAGUUUCUGAGUUCAUUUCAAAUGGGACCUUGUAUGACCGUCUUCAUAAUAAUAUCGAUGAGUUCCCAUUUUCAUUAAAUAUGAGAUUACAGAUAGCUACGGAGGUUGCAGGAGCACUUGCUUACUUACAUUCAGCAACGUUAAUUCCAAUAUUUCAUAGGGACAUCAAAACCACUAACAUACUUUUGGAUGAUAAGUACAGAGCCAAAGUCUCUGACUUUGGAACUUCAAGGUUGGUUUCAAUGGAUCAGACUCACUUGACCACCUUGGUAAAAGGUACGUUUGGCUACCUAGAUCCUGAAUAUUUCCAAUCUAGCCAAUUUACGGAGAAGAGUGACGUUUAUAGUUUUGGAGUUGUUUUGGUUGAACUCGUAACCGGAGAAAAGCCAAUUUUACUAAGUAGAUCGGGAGAACACAGGAGUCUGGCUACACACUUUACGAUUGCUAUGGAAGAAGGGCGUGUUAUGUCUAUUUUUGAUGCAAAGAUGAUUACAGAGACUACAAGGGAUGAGCUUCUUUUAAUAGCAAACCUUGCAAUGCGAUGCUUGAAUCUGAAUGGAAAGAAUAGACCAACAAUGAAAGAAGUUGCUCUAGAGUUGGAUACUAUACGAAGCUCACACAUUCCGUCAACGGUUCGAACCAAUAUCAUACCCACGAUAUAUGGGGAGGAAUUAUCUGUGCAGCCAUACGGUGAAUCAACAUCAAUAUUCUUGAGUUUUGAUAGCAUUAGUCAUAUAGGUAGAUAGUAUUUAAUUGGACUUUAUAUAAUCAUAAAUCAUUAUAAUUAUCGAA
This is a messenger RNA of Erigeron canadensis, 2255 nucleotides long. RefSeq names its product wall-associated receptor kinase-like 22. NCBI's taxonomy places the organism in Eukaryota, Viridiplantae, Streptophyta, Magnoliopsida, Asterales, Asteraceae. Gene Ontology annotation, molecular function: polysaccharide binding; protein serine/threonine kinase activity; ATP binding. The record is from RefSeq and is a predicted model, not a curated record. Gene Ontology annotation, biological process: protein phosphorylation; cell surface receptor signaling pathway. Gene Ontology annotation, cellular component: plasma membrane. Bases 23 to 2209 code for a protein of 728 amino acids. The transcript has 3 exons.